Messenger RNA from Hydractinia symbiolongicarpus, 1087 nucleotides. RefSeq lists its product as uncharacterized. The transcript has a single exon. The record is from RefSeq and is a predicted model, not a curated record. The coding region runs from base 144 to 1010 and encodes 288 amino acids. NCBI's taxonomy places the organism in Eukaryota, Metazoa, Cnidaria, Hydrozoa, Anthoathecata, Hydractiniidae.
CUAAUUCUCCUCAGAAGCACAUUGGGCAUUAAAUUCAAUAAGCAAAUUAACUUAGAACUAUAGGUCAUUGGUUAUAAUAUCACAACAACGAUCCGUCCCAAAAGGAAGAAGCCAAAAGAUUUUAUUCUUUAUUUGUUGUAACUAUGUCAACUCAAGGAGUUAUAUCCCCAUCAGUGUUAUUAGUUUGCGAUUUUGACGGAACUCUUACACAGAGAGACACAUCGUACUUAUCAUUUAAAUCAACCGAAAAAUUUCGCGAAGCUCACGCUAACAAUCAGAUCGAACUUUUGCAUAUGUGGGAAAAAGAAGGUCAACAGUAUUAUUCUGGCUACUUAAAGUGUCUGAACACUUGUUUAGAUAAGUGUAAAUCCGAUAAUGACUUUAGUUGCAAAACUCUGGAAACCAUGAUUAAAACUUUAGACGCAUACAAUAUUAAUUCAAGGCACCUUUUAGCAAGUAAGAAGUAUUUCAAUGAUAUAGUGGGAGUUAAACUGGGGGAGUUAGUUGAAGAAAUCGAAUUCUACCCAAAUGCAAUUGAGUCUUUAAAAGUUCUCCGAGAGAAAAAAAAUAUAAUGUGUAAAAUUUUAUCUAUAAAUUGGUUUCCAGAAUUACUUAUUGCUGCAUUAGAUGGAAUAAUUGCACCAGAUGAUAUAACAUCUUCUGCAAUUCCUUUGUAUCAAAAUGGCACAAUUGACUUUGGAAAAGUUUCAACAGCUUGUGGAAAGUGUAAUUGGAUAAAACAAUGGAGGUCACAACACUUACUACCAGUUAUAUAUAUUGGUGACUCCCUUACCGAUUUGCUUGCUUUGUUAGAAGCAAAUUAUGGUAUUAUUUUUGGAUCCAAUGUUUCUUUAACAAAUGUGACAAGCCUGUUUCAUGUGGAUGUAAUUCCACUUUCAAUAUUAAUCAAAAAUAAUGAUCAUGCAGACAUGCAGGAGAAUUCAACAAAGAAAUGCUUAUAUUCUACUCAAUGCUGGAAGGAAGUUACUAAAUUUAUUUCUAUUUUGUAAUUAUUAUAUGAUGCCAAAAAUAUUUCAAACGUGUGUAUAUAUUUAUUGUUUACUGGAGAAAAAUUUCAUAACGCUGU